Molecule: messenger RNA, 711 nt
Organism: Symbiodinium sp. CCMP2592
Lineage: Eukaryota; Dinophyceae; Suessiales; Symbiodiniaceae
Source: the annotation of a GenBank genome assembly
AUGGCGGCAUCUGGCAGCAGACAAUUUCCACAGGUCUUUCGCCGACAGUCGCCCAGCGCGGUCGUCGUCCUGCCCAAAGAGCAGCAUUGCCAUUGCGGCAGAGCUGAUUUCGCUCUUGUCGCCCACGUCCAGGUCCUGACAGUGGACCGGCAAUCACUGGACGUCGCAGGACUUCACAAGUAUCAGAGGUUCAAGGUGCGUCGGGGCACGGGGGAGGUUUCCAAGAAGCUUGUGAUCAUGCGGCUCGUAUCUGGGCUGUUGGCACUGUCCCGCGUGGGUAUCGUUCCAGCCGGUACUGACUGCAUCGACAGCUGCCUAGGCACUUUACUGCGUCGUUCGCUUUUGCAAGGCUGGUUUCAGUUGGAGGUCCGCAGCUUCACAGCGAAGAAGUUCGUGAUCAUGCAAGCAAGUGCACCCAGAAAGCUGCUAGAUUCGGGUUCGACAGCAAGUGCUGUCGUAUCUCGACAGUUGGCGCUGGUUCGUGUGGGCAUCGUCCCAAGCCGUCGUCGUGUAACGAAGGCGUCGUGUCAUGUUCAAAACAACCUCUGCGACAGCAUUGCCACAGAUUUUGCCGUCAUGUCGUGCGACGUCGUUUGCGGCAUCAAACAUCUGAUAAGGUGCAGUUUGUUCGUGUGCCCUCGCGUGAAGUCUUUGGCGUUGCGCUCGUGCGGUGGCCUUCCGUUUGGGCCGGCUCUACAGUUGCGCUGCUGA